Pseudovirgaria hyperparasitica is the source of this 2563-nucleotide messenger RNA. RefSeq lists its product as uncharacterized. Lineage: Eukaryota; Fungi; Ascomycota; Dothideomycetes; Acrospermales; Acrospermaceae. The transcript has a single exon. The record is from RefSeq and is a predicted model, not a curated record. Bases 1 to 2430 code for a protein of 809 amino acids.
AUGCGACCAUUCAGAUUCCUCUUUACGCUUCUCUUAUGCCUCCUCCUCCUUACUAUCCUACUGUGUAUGCGAAGCCCUGCGCCUAGCAACAAUGCCAACCUCAUCCAUUCUUUCCCCAAGACGAAGGGCUCUUCUCAGUCUGUCUUCUCGUGGUCCACUCCCUCUAUCCUCUUCGCUCCGACCGCCAGCAUCAGCUUGACCGACGACAACACGACAUAUUUUCUGGCAAGACCCGCCAUGUUUGGUCCUACACUUCCACCUAAAGGUCUCAGUGGUCCCCUGUGGGCUGGCAGUGGGUUUACCGACGAUGCUUUUGCUUUCGGAGGUUUCGUCGGUCGAUCUGAGGGCGAGCUCGGUUGCAGUGACAUACCCGACUGGGAAGAAGGCGACGAGCCGUAUAUGCAUGUGGCAGAGUUCGACAUGGAGGACUGGCGGAAGAGCUCAAACAGUAAAGCGACUCCAAAUCAACUCAGAAGAAGAACGCCGCGGUCCAGGCAUGAAGCUGCUAGGGACGGGCCUUAUGCCUCGUUGAAGAACUUCGAUCCUAGCUUGCAUGAUUCAUCGUCUCAAAGCCCACAACAUUCAACACCGCGUCAUGUGGAAGAGAAAGAGGCAACUAUGACAGCGCAUGCAGAUAUCCAAUCGCUUCAAGAAGGAGCUGAGAUAGCUGGAAAGGUUGUUUUGCUGAGCCGCGGCGGCUGCGGCUUUCUUGACAAGGUUCUAUGGGCGCAACGGAGAGGCGCCACUGCUGUGAUCGUUGGCGACAACCACAGCGGUGGAGGACUAAUCUCUAUGUAUGGACGAGGGGACACAACGAAUGUAUCCAUUCCAGCUAUUUUCACCUCCCAUACGACCGCCCAUCUGCUUUCAUCUCUUAUACCAUCUGGGGUUGAUGGAAAGCGGUCCAGGCCGCAAGCGAGCGGAUCGACACACAAUGUUCCUGGAUCGUCACGCUCGUCACCUAAAGAGUAUUUCAAAUCCCGCUUAGAAUCAAGAAGCGCUGUCAGCAGAAUUCUUGGAUCCUUUCAACGCCCCAAACAGAGCUCACGUGACGCCAGUUCUAAGGAACACGAGUCGGUGAGUUGGGCAUCACUCGAGGACAUUGCCAAGGAGAAACCAUUCCAGCCAAGUACAACACCUGUUCCAUCAAACGAUGACAACUUCGUUAUAGGCGUCGAUGACUGGAGAGAUCCCGAUAUGCUGUCUAAAGAGAGCAGCACCCCGACGGGAACCACCGACCACAGUGACCGCACUUCCGACGAGCGCUUCAAAGGAGGAAGCACUGUGCCGGGAAGUGGAGAGUAUGCCGGUGCAGAUGAAAAUGGACACUCAGGCUGGUUUUCCUCAUUCCGUUGGCGUGGCGGAGAUGAUAACGACCAUACCUCAGACGACAAUCUCCACCACUCCUCGAGCACGCCUCUCGUCCCUGACGAGCCUGAAAAUCUACACCACGACGCGCUCUGGGUAACCCUGAGCCCCAACAGCAUGUCCACAAAUCCGUUCUUCGAUACCCUUCUGGUACUCGUCGUCUCACCUCUCGUCACAUUGACCGUCGUAUACGCGCUUCUUCUCUUGCGCUCUCGCAUUCGCCGCCGUCGCUGGAGAGCACCAAAGUCCGUCGUCGAGCGUCUCCCUGUACGCACAUACCAUACGCUCUCUUCAUCCAUAGGCAUUCUUACGCCAUCCCCGUCUGGAAGCCCACUUUCCUCCCCAAUCGCCACCUCUCCAACGACUCCGCUACUCACCAGUACUCCUCGCCCGGUACUCACCACGCGCCGCUCUCGCCCGCGCGCACGCACUACUCCAGAAACACACGCAUCUUCUUCCUAUGACACAACACGCCAUCGCAGCCGCUCUCCCGACAGUGAGAAGCGAGAAGCGGGAUUGGCCGAAUGGCGACGUCGCUAUGGCGGCCGCCAGAAGGAGUGUGUCGUAUGCCUCGAGGAAUAUGAGGAUGGAAUCAGCAGAGUCAUGAGUCUGCCAUGUGGCCACGAAUUCCAUGCAGAGUGUAUAACGCCAUGGCUGACGACGCGCCGGCGCACGUGUCCGAUCUGCAAAGGGGAUGUGGUGCGAAGCUUGCGUCGGAGAGAUAGGAAUUCUCCCGAUCCUGACGGUGGCUCUGAUAAUUAUUCCGAUGCCGAUAGUGACGAUGCCCGAGACACACGAAGAUUCAAUAUGGAAGGUGAGCUCGUCGAGCAAGAUGAACAAGACAGCGUUGCCAUCAGAAGAAAUGACGAACCGGCCGCGCAGCUACCGAUGCGUGCCGAGGAUCUGUAUGCCGCAGAUCUGGAGCAGGGUGCGGGCGAGCUCAGACGUGAUGCCGGGGAGGGGGUGGUAGAACGGGUCUGGCGUGCCGUGGAGGUAUUGAGUGGGAGUGUGAGAGAAAGAGGAUGGUGGGGGAGGAGAGAGGAGGCUGACCGCGAUCGGUAGAUGGCUGUUUGGGCGUCCCCAAUAAUUGUGAUGAUUGAUGAGUCUGGGUAUUUUGAGUUUGCGUUUCUGCAUAGCGCCGCAUACUGGGUAAAUUGGGUGUGGCCUUGGUAUUGAUAUUGGAUGAAGUGUGUCG